AUGCCGUCCCACCACCUCAUCCGUCGCGAUUCCUGGCCACCCACCAUCCUCCGCCUCGGUCAUGAAGGCGCCCCAGACAUCUCAGACACAGACGCAAACCCCUUCGCCUACUUCCUCGAGCCCGUCCUCCCCGCCGACGUCGACGAUAACGACGAUUACCUCGACCUCAGCGCAGGUAUCGAGAGCGACGAUGCCAAGACACCACAGGUGCGUGAGGUCAGCCCGAGUUCGCUGCAGCGCCUCCCUAUUCUCGCAGACGAGGAGCUGGAGGCCGAGCAGGCGGAACAAGAAAUGCAUGACUGGCUUUCUGUGCCGCGCCGCGGAAAGCAGCGGGGUAGCAACAGCAGUGGCAAGGGCAGUCAAGGAGGGAGGACUGCAGCGGCGCGCGGGAGAGGGCUUGUCAGGAAUUCUGCGAUUCCCGGGCCGGCGACGAGGUCGAGGAGUGCGGGCCCGAGAGGGAGGGCGUGGCGCGAGCCGAGCCCGGAGAUUGGGGUUAUUGAGGAGGAGGGGGAGGAUGUCGAGAUGGAGACGGGGGGUGCACCCGGGCCGAGCGGGUUGGGAAAGAAGAUGGAGGUGAGGGGGUGGGGGAAGAUGAAGAAGAGGGUGCAUUGGGCGAUGCCGGUGGAGAAGUGA
Pseudogymnoascus destructans is the source of this 633-nucleotide messenger RNA. RefSeq lists its product as uncharacterized. The transcript has a single exon. Lineage: Eukaryota; Fungi; Ascomycota; Leotiomycetes; Thelebolales; Thelebolaceae. The record is from RefSeq and is a predicted model, not a curated record. Bases 1 to 633 code for a protein of 210 amino acids.